Molecule: messenger RNA, 2202 nt
Organism: Adineta ricciae
Lineage: Eukaryota; Metazoa; Rotifera; Eurotatoria; Adinetida; Adinetidae
Source: the annotation of a GenBank genome assembly
AUGAAAGCGAACAGAUUGGUCUGUUGUCAACAAUUGAAAUAUUCACAGAACUUUCUUCUCAAAGAAAUCCAACGCUUGAAAACUGACCUCGAUGCAAAUUACACAAAGCUUAACUAUGCGAAUGAACUUCGUACUAUCGAUCAGAGAACGUUGAAGACAUUCCAGACGAAAUUUCACGAGCUGAAUCAAAUCUUAACGAAUGUUAAAAGCAAAGAACUAGACACAUGGCAUACUGUUCAAACUCUCCGAGCUACAACAUCGCGUCUGUGGCACAUCUUCGAAACAGUAACAGGACUCACGAUUAGUCAAGAGUUAGUUUACGAAGAUUUGCAAAAGCUACUCAAUCUUACUGAAUUAGAAAAAGAUGAGCAAACAGCGAAUUUAACCUUGAUCGAAAAAGAACACGCGAGUUUAUUGCUGAAAGUGAAAGAAAUUCAGAUAUCUCUUGAGCAAUUUCGUACCGAUAUCCUACAAACGACACAGGAUAUCAACGAAACAAACACGAAAGUCAAGACACAACAACAGAUCAAUGAUUACACUCAUGAGCAGUCCACUCGACGGAUCAAUGAUCUUCUCGCCAACGUAAAAGAUGUUCAAACAUUACUAAUCAAUUAUAAGUCCAUCAGCGAGGAGAUUCAACAUAUAUUAAAGCUUAUCUUUCAAGUGCAAACGUAUAUUGAAAUGCAUCACAAGUCAACAAUUGUUUAUCAAGUGAAACUCAAUAAAUAUAAACAAGACUUAACCUUCCUGAUGAUCAGUCGAACAAAGUACAAAAGUCAAUUAUCGAAUCUACUGCAAUCGAUUCAGCAGCAAGAUCAGCAGCUUGAGCAAUUGGAAUUUGAACAAAUACAAGUUGUGCAACAUCGGCAACUGCUUCACGAUCAGAUUCGAAUUAUUGAUAAAGAAAAAACUCAAAUGUCAAACAAUCAACAAGAAAUACUCGAGACAAUCAAGCAAGCCAUGAUAAAAGCUCGCUUAUUAAAAACGAGUCUUAUCCAUUCGAAACAUGAUCUCAAAGAUCUACAGUAUUCCUAUCGACAACUGACAACCGAUCAUAGAAAACAGCAAGAACUGACGCACACUUUGCAAAAAAGCAUUACAAUUCAUGACCAGCGACUUGACCUAAUCAAAAACGAAACCAAUAAACUAACAAAUCAAAUCCAUCGACAAAAUGAUCAGAUUCAUUCCCAUGAGCAUCAGAUUAGUUUCGUCACCAAAGAAUUAUCAAAUUUAGAACACUACCAGUCGAUCAUCCAUGCUGAACUUCAAAAUCAACAUCGGAAAGUGAAUGAAAGCAAAACGAAAGUGUUGUCAUAUACACAAAAGAUUCAUAAGCUCUCAGCAGAUGAAAGACCAGUAAUAAAAGAAAUAUCACAUUAUCAACAACAACUCGCCCAUCACGCAAUCAACCAUCGUCAAUUAGAGAUGGGUUUAAAACAGAAUGAAGCGAAAAUUCCCUAUUAUAAAAUGAUCAGCUCUAAAUUAACUUCGCAUACCAAAGAUUUCGAUCGAAUUCUUAUGAAAGAAACUGGUCUAUUACAACAGUAUCAAGUCGAAGGAGAAAAAACCAGAGCCAGAAUAAAAAUAUUUAAUGACAAUCUGCAACAAUCCGAACAUAGUUAUCAAGAUUUGAAAGGGAUAUUCUCUUCCCUGAACAAUGAAAACAUGCAAUUACAACAAGAGUACGAACGGUUAAGUUUUGUACUGCAAUUACUUGGAGAAAAACACACGAUUGUCAACAAUCAGUUACCAUUCUUAUACAACGGAAUCAAACGUUUAACUGAGCAAAAUCGAAAUAAAGCGAAAAUCAUCGAACAGUUAAAAUCUGAUCUGAAUCUUUUGCGCAAAUAUUAUCAUUAUCUCCAAGCUUCUAACAAUCGAUUGCAGCAAUCGAUGAGAUUUCAAUCGCAACAACGCUAUGAAUGUACUCAUUCUCAAUACGUAUCUCAUCGAUAUACAAAUCUACACAACCAACUUGAAGUGGAAACAAAAAACAAUUCAAACGAAGUGCAUCAUUGGCAGAGAUUGAAAGUCAAUUCGCCCGUCGAGUUCGGUAAUCUAUCUAAACUGUAUCUCACCAAAAAGAAACUUGUCAAAAAAUAUAAUGAGCUCUUCAGUCUGAAAAGAUUGUUUUAUGAAAAGCAAACUCUGUGUCAUUACUUCGAUCAAAUCUACAUCCGACGAAAGAAAUUAACAUCCUAA